Messenger RNA from Solanum stenotomum, 7310 nucleotides. RefSeq names its product calpain-type cysteine protease DEK1. Gene Ontology annotation, cellular component: cytoplasm. NCBI's taxonomy places the organism in Eukaryota, Viridiplantae, Streptophyta, Magnoliopsida, Solanales, Solanaceae. Gene Ontology annotation, biological process: proteolysis. The transcript has 32 exons. The coding region runs from base 254 to 6682 and encodes 2142 amino acids. The record is from RefSeq and is a predicted model, not a curated record. Gene Ontology annotation, molecular function: calcium-dependent cysteine-type endopeptidase activity.
UCACUUGUACCUUUACUUUACUCUUCUCUCCUCUCUAGUCUCCUCCAAGCUUUGUUAGGGUUUUGAUUUUUCUUCAACAAUUUUCUAUUGACCCACACCACACGAGAUGCUUUUUUUUCUCUCUCUCUAAAUCCUAGCUUUACUCUUGACUAUGGUCUGGCAAAAACCCUAUUCUGUUUGGGAAUGUUUCAGUUUUAGUUUGGGAGGUUUUUGUUGAGCUAGUUGACAGAGAAAGGGUGGAUAAAGGAGGAAAAUGGAAGGAAAUGAGCAUGAAUUAAUGUUGGCAUGUGUGAUUUCGGGGACCCUUUUCUCUGUGCUAGGUUCUGCCUCUUUUGCUUUACUUUGGGCAGUUAAUUGGAGGCCAUGGCGGAUUUACAGUUGGAUCUUUGCUCGAAAAUGGCCGGGAUUCUUACAAGGGCCCCAGCUGGGAAUUAUAUGCAGUUUUCUCUCUCUGUUUGCCUGGAUAACUGUGAUCUCUCCGGUGGUGGUGCUUGUUACAUGGGGAGGCUGGUUAAUGUUGAUAUUGGGACGAGAUAUAGUUGGUCUAGCUGUAAUAAUGGCUGGAAGUGCUCUUCUUUUGGCAUUCUACUCAAUAAUGCUUUGGUGGAGAACACAGUGGCAAAGUUCAAGGGCUGUAGCUGUUCUCCUCCUACUAGCUGUUGGUUUGCUUUGUGCAUAUGAACUUUGUGCUGUGUAUGUCACAGCAGGUGUUAGGGCAUCUGAAAGAUACUCACCUUCCGGGUUCUUCUUUGGUGUGUCAGCAAUCUCCCUGGCAAUCAAUAUGCUAUUUAUUUGCAGGAUGGUCUUCAAUGGGAAUGGCUUAGAUGUUGACGAGUACGUACGGAGAGCAUAUAAAUUUGCUUAUUCUGAUUGUAUUGAAGUGGGUCCUGUUGCUUGCUUACAAGAGCCACCUGAUCCCAAUGAGUUAUAUCCUCGACAAUCUAGAAGGGCUUUGCAUCUUGGACUUCUCUAUGUUGGUUCACUUGUAGUACUUCUUGUGUAUUCUAUCCUGUAUGGUCUGACAGCAAAGGAAUCAAACUGGCUUGGGGCUACAACAUCAGCUGCCGUGAUAAUCCUUGAUUGGAACUUGGGAGCAUGCUUGUAUGGCUUUAAGCUUCUGAAAAGUCGAGUCGUCGUACUUUUUGUUGCUGGUACAUCUCGGGUGUUCCUGAUCUGUUUUGGAGUUCAUUACUGGUACUUUGGACAUUGUAUUAGUUAUGCAGUUGUAGCAUCUGUGCUGUUGGGCGCGGCUGUUUCACGGCAUUUAUCAGUUACAGACCCAUUAGCAGCUAGACGAGAUGCCUUGCAGAGCACAGUUAUCCGCCUUAGAGAAGGUUUCCGCAGAAAAGACCAAAAUAGCUCUGCAAGCUCUUCUGAGGGUUGUGGCUCAAGUGUUAAGCGCAGUAGUAGUGCUGAUGCUGGUCAUCUUGGUAAUGCAACUGUGCCUUGCACUGGUGAUGGCAGUACCUGGAAUAACAUUGAGGGGAUUAAUAGUGAUAAGAGCAUAGACAGUGGAAGGCCUAGUCUAGCUCUACGUAGUAGUUCCUGUCGUUCAGUAGUUCAAGAGCCUGAAGUAGGAUCAUCUUAUGUUGACAGAAAUUUAGAGCAUAAUAGUUCGUUGGUUGUUUGUUCUAGUAGUGGCCUUGAAAGCCAAGGCGGUGAUUCUAGUACAUCCACUUCCGCAAAUCAACAGAUACUGGACUUGAAUUUGGCACUUGCAUUUCAAGAAAAGUUGAGUGAUCCCAGGAUUACAUCUAUGUUAAAGAGGAAAGGAAGACACACAGAUCGUGAAUUAGCUAAUUUAUUGCAAGAUAAAGGGCUUGAUCCUAAUUUUGCUGUGAUGCUGAAGGAGAAUGGAUUGGACCCAAUGAUUCUAGCCUUGUUGCAGAGAAGUAGUUUGGAUGCUGAUCGAGAACAUCGUGACAAUAACCCUCCUGUCACUGAUUCAAAUGGUGUUGACGAUGUGUUACCUAAUCAAAUUUCAUUCUCGGAAGAACUUAGACUCCAAGGAUUAGGAAGGUGGCUUCAACGUUGUAGAGUAAUGUUGCACCAUAUAGCUGGAACUCCAGAACGAGCAUGGCUUCUUUUCAGUUUAAUUUUCAUUCUUGAAACCGUCAUUGUGGCUAUCUUCCGACCAAAGACAAUAAAACUUCUAAAUGCUACACACCAACAGUUUGAAUUUGGCAUUGCGGUUCUCCUUUUGUCUCCUGUUGUCUGUUCUAUUUUGGCCUUCCUUCGGUCACUACAAGCUGAAGAUUUGUCCAUGACUUCAAAGCCUCGGAAGUAUGGCUUUAUCGCUUGGAUGCUGAGCACUUGUGUUGGUCUGCUGCUUUCAUUCUUAAGCAAAUCAUCAGUUCUUCUGGGAUUAUCAUUGACUGUACCCUUAAUGGUAGCAUGCCUAUCUAUUGCAAUUCCUAUAUGGAUUCGUAAUGGGUACCAGUUUUGGUCUUCAAGAGCUGAGAAUGCAGGCCGUGCAGGAAACCAUCUAACACUGGGGAUGAAAGAGGGUGUUGUUCUUUUCAUUUCCAUCUCCUUAUUUGCUGGGUCCAUUUUAGCUCUUGGAGCAAUAGUGUCUGCAAAGCCUUUGGAUGAUUUAGAUUAUAAGGGAUGGACUGGUAGUCGGAACAGUGUUACAUCCCCUUAUGCAUCAUCUGUUUUCCUUGGCUGGGCAAUGGCUUCUGCAAUUGCUUUGGUAUUUACUGGUGUGCUGCCAAUUAUAUCCUGGUUCGCAACUUACCGGUUUUCUCUCUCAUCUGCUAUUUGUGUUGGCUUAUUUGCAGCUGUUAUUGUGGCCUUCUGUAGCGUAUCCUACUUUGAAGUUGUUGGGUCUAGAACCGACCAGAUUCCAACAAAAGCUGAUUUCCUCGCUUCUUUGCUUCCAUUGAUAUGCAUUCCAGCAGUAUUGUCUCUUGGUGCUGGUUUGUUUAAGUGGAAAGAUGACAAUUGGAAGCUCUCUCGAGGUGCUUAUAUGUUCAUAAUUAUUGGUCUUCUUCUUUUGCUUGGAGCCAUUUCAGCUAUUAUAGUUACAAUUAAACCCUGGGCGAUAGGGGCUGCAUUCCUUCUGGUGCUUCUCCUUCUUGUUCUAGCUAUUGGUGUUAUUCACUAUUGGGCGUCAAAUAACUUUUAUUUGACAAGGACACAAAUGUUACUCGUUUGUUUUCUUGCAUUCCUUUUAGCUCUUGCAGCAUUUCUUGUUGGAUGGUUUCAGGACAAGGCUUUUGUUGGUGCGUCUGUUGGUUACUUCUCAUUUCUUUUUCUCGUAGCUGGAAGGGCAUUAACAGUCCUUCUUUCACCUCCCAUAGUAGUCUACUCCCCAAGGGUGUUGCCUGUUUAUGUUUAUGAUGCUCAUGCAGACUCUGGGAAAAAUGUCAGUGCUGCAUUUCUUGUGCUCUAUGUUAUUGCAUUGGCUAUUGAGGGCUGGGGUGUGGUUGCCAGUUUGAAAAUUUAUCCACCAUUUGCUGGUGCUGCUGUAUCAGCAAUUACACUCGUUGUGGCCUUUGGCUUUGCUGUCUCUCGUCCAUGUUUAACACUCGAGAUGGUGGAAGAUGCUGUUCAUUUUCUUAGCAAAGAAACUAUGGUCCAGGCAAUUGCUCGAUCUGCUACGAAGACCAGAAAUGCUUUAUCCGGAACAUACUCUGCCCCCCAGAGGUCGGCCAGCUCAGCUGCUCUAUUGGUUGGUGAUCCAACAAUGAUGAGGGAUAGGGGAGGCAAUUUUGUGCUUCCACGAGCAGAUGUCAUGAAAUUAAGAGACCGUCUUAGAAAUGAAGAACUGGCUGCUGGCUCAAUUUUCUGCAGGUUAAGAAAUAGGACACUUAGGCAUGAAGCAACUAGUGAUGUAGGUCACCGAAGAGAAAUGUGUGCCCAUGCUCGAAUUCUGGCUUUAGAGGAAGCGAUUGAUACUGAAUGGGUUUACAUGUGGGAUAAGUUUGGCGGUUACUUACUUCUCUUGCUUGGUUUGACUGCUAAAGCUGAGAGGGUACAGGACGAGGUUCGUCUGCGACUUUUCCUUGACAACAUAGGGUUUUCAGAUCUCAGUGCCAAAGACAUAAAGAAAUGGCUCCCAGAAGAUCGUAGGCGAUUUGAAAUCAUACAGGAGAGUUACAUGAGGGAGAAGGAGAUGGAAGAGGAAAUCCUGAUGCAGAGACGUGAAGAGGAAGGAAGGGGUAAAGAAAGGAGGAAAGCUCUCCUUGAGAAGGAGGAACGAAAAUGGAAGGAAAUAGAGGCGUCGCUUAUAUCAUCUAUUCCUAAUGCUGGUAAUAGAGAGGCAGCAGCAAUGGCAGCUGCAGUUCGUGCAGUGGGAGGAGAUUCUGUUCUUGACGACUCUUUUGCAAGGGAAAGAGUUUCAAGCAUUGCACGUCGUAUUCGUGCUGCUCAGCUAUCUCGUCGAGCACUUCAGACUGGACUUGCUGGUGCUGUGUGUAUACUUGAUGAUGAACCCACCACUAGUGGCCGACGGUGCGGUCAGAUUGAUCCUUCUGUGUGUCAAUGUCAAAAAAUUAGUUGCUCCCUUGCUGUUAUGGUCCAGCCUGAAUCUGGACCUGUUUGUUUGUUCGGCACUGAGUUCCAGAAGAAUAUUUGCUGGGAAUUUCUUGUGGCUGGCUCUGAGCAAGGCAUUGAAGCAGGACAAGUUGGGCUUAGAUUAAUUACUAAAACUGACAAGCAAACUACUGUAAAGGAAUGGAGUAUAAGUGCCACCAGUAUAGCAGAUGGAAGGUGGCAUAUCAUAACAUUGACUAUUGAUGCUGAUUUGGGUGAAGCAACUUGCUACCUGGAUGGAUAUUUUGAUGGCUACCAGAUGGGGCUACCACUUAGAGUGGCUAGUUGCAUAUGGGAUCUGGGAACGGAUGUCUGGGUGGGCAUAAGGCCGCCCAUUGAUGUUGAUUCAUUUGGGAGGUCUGAUAGUGAUGGAGCCGAAUCAAAGGUGCACAUAAUGGAUGUAUUUCUUUGGGGAAGAUGCUUGACAGAAGAUGAGAUUGCGGCUCUUCCUGCGGCUAUGGGUUCUGCUGAGUACAGCAUGAUUGAUCUGCCGGAUGAUAAUUGGCAAUGGGCAGAUUCUCCAACUAGGGUUGAUGGUUGGGACAGUGAUCCUGCGGAUGUAGAUCUUUAUGACAGAGAUGAUGUAGAUUGGGAUGGGCAAUAUUCAAGUGGGAGGAAGAGAAGGUCAGAUCGUGAUGGAGUUGUGUUGGAUGUGGAUUCGUUUACUCGAAGGUUGAGGAAGCCUCGAGUAGACUCACAGAAGGAAAUCAAUCAACACAUGCUUUCAGUGGAAAUAGCUGUGAAGGAGGCUCUUUUAGCAAGAGGAGAAUCACAUUUCACUGAUCAAGAGUUUCCUCCCAAUGACCGCUCAUUAUUUAUGGAUCCGGACCAUCCUCCAUCUAAAUUGCAGGUUGUUUCUGAAUGGAUGAGGCCUACUGAUAUAGUGAAAGAGAAGCAUCUGGAUUCUCACCCAUGCUUAUUUUCUGGAGUAGCAAAUUCUUCAGAUGUUUGCCAGGGACGUCUGGGUGAUUGCUGGUUUCUAAGUGCGGUUGCUGUGCUAACUGAGGUUUCACGAAUAUCAGAAGUCAUAAUUACACCAGAAUACAAUCAAGAAGGAAUAUAUACAGUUCGCUUCUGCAUUCAGGGGGAAUGGGUCCCUGUUGUGGUAGAUGAUUGGAUUCCAUGCGAGUCACCUGGUAAACCAGCAUUUGCCACCAGUCGGAAGGGUAAUGAAAUGUGGGUCUCCUUGUUAGAAAAAGCUUAUGCAAAGCUUCAUGGCUCAUAUGAGGCAUUGGAGGGUGGGCUUGUGCAAGAUGCUCUUGUGGACCUCACCGGAGGUGCUGGUGAGGAGAUUGACAUGAGAAGUUCUGAGGCACAGAUUGAUCUUGCAAGUGGAAGACUCUGGUCUCAGCUGCUGCGCUUCAAACAAGAGGGUUUCCUACUGGGCGCUGGUAGUCCUUCUGGUUCAGAUGUGCAUAUCUCCUCCAGUGGUAUUGUCCAAGGUCAUGCCUAUUCAAUAUUACAGGUACGAGAAGUUGAUGGCCACAAGCUUGUUCAGAUCCGGAAUCCAUGGGCUAAUGAAGUUGAAUGGAAUGGCCCUUGGUCUGAUCCAUCACCUGAGUGGACCGACAGGAUGAAACACAAGCUUAAGCAUGUCCCACAGGCAAACGAUGGAAUUUUCUGGAUGUCUUGGCAAGAUUUCCAAAUACAUUUUAGGUCUAUAUAUGUUUGUCGUGUCUACCCACCAGAGAUGCGCUACUCUAUCCAUGGUCAAUGGAGAGGUUACAGUGCUGGAGGCUGCCAGGACUAUGACACAUGGCAUCAGAAUCCCCAAUAUCGACUAAGAGCAAGUGGUCCUGAUGCUUCCUUGCCCAUUCACGUUUUUAUCACCUUAACUCAGGGUGUGAGUUUCUCAAGGACAACAGCUGGUUUCAGGAAUUAUCAAUCAAGCCAUGAUUCAAUGAUGUUCUAUAUUGGGAUGAGGAUACUGAAAACUCGUGGUAGACGUGCUGCAUAUAACAUCUAUUUACAUGAAUCUGUUGGUGGGACAGACUAUGUAAAUUCUCGAGAAAUAUCAUGUGAGAUGGUCCUAGAUCCCGACCCAAAGGGUUACACAAUAGUGCCUACUACAAUACAUCCUGGUGAAGAGGCACCUUUUGUUCUCUCUGUUUUUACUAAAGCUUCGAUAAGUCUUGAAACUUUAUAAUUUUGCAUUGAUGGCCCAGUUUGGGUUUGAUCUCUUGAUCAUUACUUGUGGGUCCCAAGCAUCUCCCCAAAAAGAUUCUGUGUGGACCUCAUAUCUGUCUAAGAGCUGGUUGACUGAUAAAUUUGCAGUUGAAAUGCUCGGCAUACCUAAUUUCCCCCCUCAACCAUUAACAGGUAUAGAAAGAGGAGAAAGGAUGUUCUGUCCUUUGCAAAUGGAUGAAGCAAGCUCUGCUUUGUUCUGGGGACCCAUGCUUGCUAAAUCUCAUUCAUGCAUGGUGGCUGGAAGUCUCUAAGCCAAUAGAAGGAAGAUGGAUGGUCCAUUGAUUCUAGUCUUCACGUGGUCUAGAAGAGGGUUCUCGGGGAUUAGACACUGUACAUGAGUAGAUGUAAGAAAAUAGGAUUUAGUUAUGUAAAUGAGGAUUAACAAAAAGGAAUAGAAGGAAAAUUUUUUUUAGGAAUGUUAGGGAUGCCCUGUUGGAUGGGUUAUAGUUUAGCGUGUUGGAUUCCACCACCACAUGGCUGAAAGAUUAAUUGAAGUUUCAGCAUCAGUUUUGAACUACUUGUAGACGUCAUCUCAUUAAUUGUAAAAAGGGAACAUUUUUAUCAUUAAUAGAAUUAAUUAUCUUCUA